GCUGGGCGUGGGCAGUAAGAGCCUGCAGCUCUCUCUCUCUCUCUCUCUCUCUCUUCCUUUCAGCAUUGUUCACGGCGGACUCACUCACUCUCACACAACCGCUGUAGUAGUGAUACAGUAUCGAGUAAAGACAAGCCGGCUGGAUGUUUUUCAAUCAUUUUGACCCGUUUUAACCACCAGACUUGAGGAGCGGCGGACAUCUGUGAUUAACGCACCUUCUCUACGCGUUUUAAAAUUGUAUUAUUUAAUUAAGUAGCCUGACUGCUGAGGAGAAUCUCUGGCAAAUUGGAGCACUGCUUGCCGGCAGAGCAGCUGAAGAGGAGCAGAGAGGAUGACUGAGUAUAAGCUGGUGGUGGUGGGCGCUGGAGGCGUAGGCAAGAGCGCUCUCACCAUCCAACUCAUCCAGAACCACUUUGUGGAUGAAUAUGACCCUACCAUAGAGGACUCAUACAGAAAGCAAGUGGUGAUUGAUGGUGAGACAUGUCUGCUGGACAUCCUGGACACAGCAGGUCAGGAGGAGUACAGUGCCAUGAGGGACCAGUACAUGAGGACAGGAGAGGGCUUCCUCUGUGUGUUUGCCAUAAAUAACACCAAGUCGUUUGAAGACAUUCAUCAGUACAGAGAACAGAUCAAACGGGUAAAAGACUCAGAUGACGUGCCAAUGGUGCUUGUGGGAAAUAAAUGUGACCUCCCAGCUCGCACAGUGGAUACACGGCAAGCGCAGGAUCUAGCACGCAGUUACGGCAUCCCAUACAUUGAGACCUCAGCCAAGACCAGACAGGGAGUGGAAGAUGCCUUCUACACACUGGUACGGGAGAUCCGACAGCACAAGCUGAGGAAACUUAGUCCCCCCGACGAAAGUGGACAGGACUGCUUGAACUGUCGCUGUGUUGUGUCGUGAUUAAAGUUGACCUCGUAGAGUUGAGUAGUGGACCUAUGGCUCAUAAGGCAGAGUGAACUACCCAGUGAGGAUUACAGACUGAAUUUAUAAGCAAAGGCACUGACUGUGACACAGGCAUUUCAGGGAACAAGGUGCCUUGCUUCGACUACAGACUAUCCACAUCUGCCUGACAAAACACCACUAAUGACUUUUUUUAAUCUUUACACCUUAAUGUCAGUGUGCUAAUACCGGGCAGCUCCUUGGAUUUCAUCUAAUUUAUUAUACACAUAAGUCUCAACACUGGCUUUUACAUGGAAGUCAGAUCUCUUGUGAUGAUCUUAAUCACAAAUAACUGUUCUGCUCAUAUGGUCUUGACACUAAUGACCUCAUCACAGAAGAUGUUUUUUCUGUUUAUCAAUGAGAAAAUCAUGCAGGUCUACGAGGAUUCAUUCAGCUGCAGAGAGAAUGAAUCAACAUUCCAUGCAGGAAUUUCUCUUCCUCUCUCAACAGUUAGCUGUAUUUGUUCUGCUUAACAUGCUGUUUAACAUGUACUUUUGUAAAUAUGGGCUUUGGGCUGAUAACUAUGGGAACUGUACAUUGCUGCCACCCCACAUACUGUAUGUGUGAUAAUAAAUGGUGUGUAUGUGUUUUACAAGAGAAA
This is a messenger RNA of Trichomycterus rosablanca, 1541 nucleotides long. It is a transcript of the gene hrasa, whose product is annotated as HRas proto-oncogene, GTPase a. Gene Ontology annotation, molecular function: GDP binding; GTP binding; GTPase activity. Gene Ontology annotation, cellular component: plasma membrane. NCBI's taxonomy places the organism in Eukaryota, Metazoa, Chordata, Actinopteri, Siluriformes, Trichomycteridae. The coding region runs from base 332 to 901 and encodes 189 amino acids. Gene Ontology annotation, biological process: Ras protein signal transduction. The transcript is spliced from 6 exons. The record is from RefSeq and is a predicted model, not a curated record.